This is a messenger RNA of Fomitopsis serialis, 2343 nucleotides long. RefSeq names its product glycoside hydrolase. Lineage: Eukaryota; Fungi; Basidiomycota; Agaricomycetes; Polyporales; Fomitopsidaceae. The record is from RefSeq and is a predicted model, not a curated record. Gene Ontology annotation, cellular component: endoplasmic reticulum; membrane. Bases 1 to 2343 code for a protein of 780 amino acids. Gene Ontology annotation, molecular function: mannosyl-oligosaccharide 1,2-alpha-mannosidase activity; calcium ion binding. The transcript has 18 exons. Gene Ontology annotation, biological process: carbohydrate metabolic process; endoplasmic reticulum mannose trimming; mannose trimming involved in glycoprotein ERAD pathway.
AUGAAGUGGCCAUCGUCCUGGCCGAGAUUCAUCCUAUCCUUGCUGCUUGUUGGCUUGAACUUUCAUGCCUGGACGCGUAGUCCGUCUUCAGGUUUCGCGGAGGGCGCAGGGUGGACAAAGGAGAGGAAGCUAGACGCAAGCGCAACCUCAUACAUCAUUAGAGAGCAGGUUCGCUCUUUGUGGUAUCAUGGAUUUGAUAACUACAUGAAGCAUGCAUUUCCACUCGAUGAGCUGAGACCUCUGUCCUGUAAGGGGCGAGGUCCCGAUCCGCUGCACGCUGCAGACAUUGCAACAAACGACGUGGACGGCAACUUCUCCGUCACCCUCGUCGAUACCCUCGACACCUUCGUGGUGCUUAAUGACACCGCGGGCUUCGAGCGCGCCGUGCGGAAUACGAUCGACUUCGUGCAGUUCGACGUAAACACCAAGCCGCAAGUAUUCGAGACCACUAUUCGCGUUCUCGGGGGCCUCCUCUCUGGACAUUUGUUUGCCAAUCAGACCGGUCAGCCUUUCCAUCUCCCCUGGUAUCGUGGUGAACUCCUCGACUUGGCGCACGACUUGGGGCAGAGGUUGUUGCCUGCAUUCAUGACACCUACAGGAUUGCCUAUCGCAAGAGUCAACCUGCGACACGGGCUGCUGAGCACCGAGACGGUAGACACUUGUACUGCCGGCGCAGGAUCACUCAUUCUCGAGUUUGGGUUACUCAGUCGGCUGACUGGGGACGCGCGCUUUGAGAAAGCAGCGUACAAAGCGUUUUUUGCCCUGUGGAACCGCAAGUCAGACCUGGGGCUUGUUGGGAACACCAUUAAUACAUUGACAGGAUCAUGGCUGCGACCCGAAGUGUCCGGCAUAGGAGCGGGAAUUGAUUCCUUCUUUGAAUACGCCUUGAAAUGGUAUAUCAUGAGUGGUGAGGUCGAAUUCUUGGAUGUCUGGCAAGAGGCGUAUGCGUCCAUCAUGCGCUACUCUCGUGCACCAGAUGGAUUCUGGUAUCGCAGUGUGAACAUUCAUACAGGAGAUACGUCUUACAACACAUUCGACUCAUUAUCUGCUUUUUGGCCUGGCCUGCAAGUGCUUGCAGGCGACAUCGAGAACGCUAUCAAAUCGCAUCUAACUUAUUGGAAUCUAUGGAGAAUGCAUUCAGGACUACCCGAGGUGUGGGAUAUGAGCUACCGACAAGCUACCUCGUUACAAUAUCCCCUCAGACCAGAGUUUGUAGAGUCGACCUGGUAUUUGUAUCGCGCCACUCGCGACCCAUUUUAUCUAGACGUCGGGGGACGCAUCUUGUAUGAUCUAAUCACACGCAGCAAGGUCGGCUGCGGCCUCGCCAGUAUCAAAGACCUGCGGAGUAAAACCCACGAGGAUCGCAUGGAGUCCUUCGUCUUGUCGGAGACGUUGAAGUACCUGUACUUGCUCUUCGACGAAGACAACCCCGUCCACAGCGACGACUCUAACUACGUCUUCACCACGGAGGGCCACAUCCUCUGGCUUGACUCCGCGCACAUCCACCCCAUGUCUGCUGUCCGCCGGAAGCUCCGCGGCUCGGAGCACCACCACUGCCCCGCGUAUGAGCCCCCGCUCGUCGCGUUCGACGAUACAGCGAAUGAACAUGAUAUGAAGUGGUGGUCUGAGGGCGGGUGGUGUGAGAUUCCGAAGCCGCAUCUGUUUUCGUUCGACUUCAUUUUGUCCCCCGGAGGACAGCUCGUGCCGGAGGACCCUCAUCCGACCGUCGAAAAGAUCACGUUCGUCUCAGACGGCUAUGUGCUGUACAACGUUACGGGCAUCCGUGCACAUAUCGUGAGCAGACUCGACGGCAAGGGUUACGAUAUCACUAGGCUGGGCCCCUUCGCCGUCAAGACGGGCCAGGUAGUGUACGUAAACGACCCGGGACUCGACUGGCACCCUUGGACGCCCUAUGGACUGUUCGCCACUGCCUCCACAGCACUCUUCGGUGGCGAUCCAAUGCACUCCGUCAUUCGGGACGACUCGCUCUUGCGCUUCGGACACGGCGAAGGUGUCCGUGUCGUGCUCGAGCCGUCCAACUCUCUCGGGUGCGCGCCAUACACACGGACGUUUACAGACGAGGCGGUGCUCGUGCAUCGCGGUGAAUGCACCUUCCUGGAGAACUCUGUCCACAAUGUUGGCGGCCGCGGAGGAGCGGGGAUCGGGGAAGUGCUGGUGGCUGUCGAGUCGGAAAUACAGGACUAUCAGCCUUUGGUGGACCAGUACUUGGAGGACCCUGCCAGGACGCAGGAAGCGGACGCGGACAGAAGCAUACCUAGAGACGCCAACCGCAUGCUGUAUAUCAACGGCCAUCCACUGAUCAAUACGAGACUGCUGCAUUGA